Trichobilharzia szidati is the source of this 1830-nucleotide messenger RNA. Lineage: Eukaryota; Metazoa; Platyhelminthes; Trematoda; Strigeidida; Schistosomatidae. The record is from the annotation of a GenBank genome assembly.
AUGUUUGAUUCAUCGAGUUCCGAGAAAUCCAGUGGCCUGUUUUCUGGGGUACCAACUAUCUCUAGUGGGAAUCUCUUUCAAGUUUCGUCUACACGGGAUAAUAAACCUUCUGAUACUGGACUUUUUGGCAUGUUAACAGCGUCAACUACGGAAUCCAAAACUGAGUGUGGAAUACCAACUUUUGGAUUCACAUCGAACCAGAAAUCUGACGAAAAUGGUGUUAAAUCAGGAAACUUAUUUAAUCCUUCUCCAAGUAAUAGCAAUCCCAUACAAGGUCAGCAUAGUACACCUUUGACAGUAAAUAUUAAUUCAAGUGUCGGUGCACGAAGGGAUUUAGACUCUCCUGAAGACUUCGACAAUUAUGCAAAAUGUUCAGAUUCAAACGACAUACAAAGUGUUGACCAAACCCAUUGGCCUGCAGUUAAAUUAUCCCGUCUGCCAAUCGGAAAUAAUACAAAAGCUUAUCUUCAAAAUCAAUUUCAACGUUUUGGUCGAAUUGAACGAAUUAUUUGCCAACCAUCAUUGGAUAGUGCCUAUGUCGCUUUUGAUUCAGUGUCAUCUGCAAGUCGAGCUAAACGAUUAGGACGAGAGCCUGUCUCACCUGAUGAUGGUGGCCUACCGAGCACUGUUCUCUUAACAAUGUCACGAUGUCGUCGAUUUAGCAAUUCCGGUUCAAGAUCAUCGCCUAAAUUGGGUUCUACCAGUAGUUUUAGUAUGAUUAGCAGUAAUAAUAAGUCACACUUAUCCUCAGCACGUACAUCUGGUUUAAAAAGACCGAUUUUAUCACGAACACACACGAAGCCAAUUGCAAAUAAAAAACAAUUUUCUAGUGUAAUGGACUCAAGUGAUGAUAAUCAGUCACCGGUGACUUCGAGUCCUGAAGUCGUCACUAAAACUUUAUCAUCGUCUUUAUUACCAUUACCCCAGCCACCAGUUCCAGCGUCAACGUCAGCCUCACUGUUACCACCACUACCCUCAUUAUCUCAAACAGUAUACAGUACACAAUCAAUAAUAUCGCCUAUUUCCUUACCAAAUACACCUAUUCAUAAUAAUAAUAACAAUAAUUUAUUUCCUCAGAAGUCUGUUUAUGCUGUCACACUGGAGGAACGAUUGUCUCUGCUACAGGAAUACUAUAAACGUGAUUGUGAAUUACGAUCAAAGUCAACUGAUUCAAUUAACCAGUAUUCAGUUGCAUACCAUAAUAAUAAUAGUAGUAAUACAGAUGAGCCAAUUCAUCAUGCUCCUAUAAAAGGUACAUGCGAAGAUAUGUGUCCUGAACUGGAACGUUAUUUACGAGCUGUUCAUCAGCGUGUAUCUAUAUUUGAAUGUUUACCGUCAACACUAAGUUCGAAUUCAUCCAGUUGGGAGAUGGAUCAUACACGAGCUGUCAAAGACUAUCAACGUUCAUCAGCUGAUCAACCAGUUCCUUUACCAAGAGAAUUACGUCCAACACAUGUAUUACAACGUACAAUGGCUUAUUUAUUAGCUACUAUAGCUGAUCGACCAGAGAUUGACACUACACGUAGUCUUUGGAAACCAUGGUAUGAAUUUAUGUGGACACGUACACGUGCUAUACGUAAAGAUAUACGUCAGCAAAAUUUAUGCUGUCCAAUUGUUAUCAGUGUUAUUGAACGGAUAGCAAGAUUUCAUAUAUUCUGUGCUGCACGUCUAGUCGAUCAACCAGUGGAUAGUUUUGAUCCACGUAUUAAUUCAGAGAAUUUAACACAGUGUUUACAGACAUUAAAAGAAAUGUACAGUGAUUUAGAGAUGUUAAAUUCUUCAUCAGCGUCAUCAGCUCACAUCAUCAUCUUCGUUUUCAUCGUCUUCUGA